Messenger RNA from Verruconis gallopava, 2447 nucleotides. RefSeq lists its product as uncharacterized. Lineage: Eukaryota; Fungi; Ascomycota; Dothideomycetes; Venturiales; Sympoventuriaceae. Bases 477 to 2303 code for a protein of 608 amino acids. The transcript is spliced from 2 exons. The record is from RefSeq and is a predicted model, not a curated record.
GGCGCUACCUGUGUGAUCUGGCAUGCUGCUGCUGGCGGGAUGCGUGUGAGGCCCAGCGGAGCUUGUCUCGCGGUCGGACGACGAGUGGUGAAAUCGCCUUCAGAAAAGCCUGGUCCUGUCAGCAGUCGCAUGGGCCGGACUCACGUCUGUCGACUGCUCGCUUAGCUGCUGCUGCUGCUGCCUUGCUUCGUCUCCGCCCGCCCGCCCGCUUUGCGGUCAAGCCUCCAGACCCGUGAUGUGCAGGCGUGCCUUGGGCGUGGCCGCACCUUAUGACUAUUGCCUUGGGAAUGACAUGGAUCGUUGCUUGAACAACACGAUCCGCUGUCUUGCCGUCCUGCGCGCGCGCGCGUCCUCCUCCUGCUGCGCCCGCCAGUCUUUUCGUCGUUUGCUCCUCUUCAGACCGCGCGCAAGUAAAACGCAACAUCAUCGAAUGUCCCGUCUGAACACGUACCAACACUCGCUGCUUCUCGUACGUCAUGGCGGCAGAAGACGGUGCCUCGAGGCCGAGCCCGAGCACUGAAGACGUGUCUCCAAAGGGAACGCCGAAACAAGCGACAGUGGACUCUGUGGACGAACACGGGCAGGAUGCCGACCAGAAGAGGGUCGAGGAUCGUGAGGCCUUGCAGUAUUGGGGCUACCUGGUGAAGUCGGACAAGUGCGGGACCGACAAGCUGAACAGCUUGCUGGCGGGCAUAGCACACUACAUCGCAAAUCACUUUGAAGGGAUACGGGACUGCCCGGACCUCACGCCGAUGCAGCUCGCCGCAUUUUACAGAGCCGUGGGCGGGAACUACGAUGUGCUCUUCGUCGAGACGCAGGCCUCUUCGAUAGCAUUCAUCUACAAGGCGCUGGGCUGUCUGCACUCGAUUCAGCCAGAGGGCAACGACGGCCACGCGCCACCUACGGUCCCGGCAUUGAAGCCACGCGGCUUCGUUACAUGGCAGACAAUACAGCUGUUGCUCGGCCCGGAGGAACAUGUGCCUUUCCUCCAAAGCGCGGUCGAGCAGUUCGACAUCGUCGACCCGGAAACCGGAGAGAAGUUUCCGAAGGUGUUGCCCGACGCCGCCUUCCCAUCUGAACCAGACCCGGCGAUGACGGAAUGGUACAACCAGGUGCACGAGAAGCUUUGGCGGGAUAUGCAGUGCCCACAGAUACGAAGGAGCCUAUCCCUCGGCGAUGCUUCAGCGAGCGAGCUGUCGGGCGACGAGAGGGUUGCUGCGGACUACUUCCGCAAUCCCAUGUUUCGAGACAAGACGGGACGGCCGACUGUGGUGCGGAAUUAUUCGAAAACAAACCACGCAAGGAGUCCACGACAGGGGCUUGCCGAUCGAGGGCGUGCCGUCAUGCACAGCGUAAGGCAUUUCAUCAAUCCAACUAACACGAGCCACCAUCAUCACCAACCGUCGCCUCCGACUAGACGUCCCAGACGAGUCAGUCCGGCAGAGAGAUACGAAGUCGACGUUGACGACAGCGAAGAUGAGUACGAGGACAUCACGCCCACAGAACGCUAUCCCCAGUACAAAGGUAGACCGCCUCGACCAGCACUCAGAUACAAGAGUCCCGAAAUGAUCGAGACUGAUUCUGAUUCAGAAGGAGUCUACGUGAACAAGAGACCGGUUAUGACGCGCCGCACGAGUAGCCAGCAAAGUCGCAGCCGAGAACGAAGAGAACGUGAACGUGAACGUGAACGAGAGCGCGAGAGAGAGCGGGAACGAGAACGUGGACGGGAACGUGAGCACGAGGAACGUAGACGCGAAAGGGAAUGGGAGCGCGACAGCUCCGGUAGUCGCAACAGACCAUCUCCAACACUUCGCCAUCGUCGCAGCCACGAACCGGCAGUCAGCCCACGCGACUAUUUCCCUCCGCACAUACGCGAGUACGAGGGACCCCGACGCCAUUCCCACUCCACUCAUGGCAGCUACGGGUUGUUCGCAUCAUCAGAGCCUUCGGGUGGCUUCGCACCAUCCACCGAACCGCCCAUGGCUUCUCGCAUCUCGAGGAUGCAGAGCACACGCACGGCGAGUCCGAGACGCGAUCACUUGAGGGCGACGCCGCCAGAGGAACGAGGUAACUACAACGGUCGGCCCACCGUGCGCUACUCGAAGCGCAACGUCGAACCCAUCGACGAUCGUCGAGCGCGCUACGAUUAUAGGAAACACAGCGACGAAUAUCUGAGCGUGAGCAGGAAGGACCCGGGCAGGAGCCGAAGCUACGACCCAGAUAUUGAUCGCUUACGACAGAGCACGAGGUAUGUGGAGGGCGCGUCGGGCCGGAAGUACCCCUCCGAGUACCCUUGGAGAUGAGACCAGGACGUUGCGGACGUGAUGAUGUUGAUGAGAGAUGGAGGACAUGAUACCCAUUUUCACCCCGUAUCUUUUUUCAUGUUUCGUGUUAACGGUGUAAACGUAUGUUCUUCUCAGGUCGAACGGAUUGCAGUUGCGUUAACU